This is a messenger RNA of Nannospalax galili (Upper Galilee mountains blind mole rat), 2034 nucleotides long. It is a transcript of the gene Lta4h, whose product is annotated as leukotriene A4 hydrolase. Gene Ontology annotation, molecular function: zinc ion binding; leukotriene-A4 hydrolase activity; epoxide hydrolase activity. Gene Ontology annotation, cellular component: cytosol; nucleus. Lineage: Eukaryota; Metazoa; Chordata; Mammalia; Rodentia; Spalacidae. The transcript has 18 exons. The record is from RefSeq and is a predicted model, not a curated record. The coding region runs from base 118 to 1824 and encodes 568 amino acids. Gene Ontology annotation, biological process: peptide catabolic process; proteolysis; leukotriene biosynthetic process.
CCGCUCUCUCUCUGGCUCGCUCGCUUGCUGUGCUUCCCUCUGUUCUAGGGCUCCGGGUGGAAGUCUGGAGGUGCUGUGUCGGGGUGCGGGUCUGCGCGCGGCGGAUCUCCGAGAACCAUGCCUGAGGUCGCGGAUACCUGCUCUUUGGCCUCUCCGGCCUCUGUCUGCCAGACCAAGCACCUCCACCUGCGGUGCAGCGUGGACUUCGCUCGCCGGACGCUGACCGGGACCGCGGCGCUUACCGUGCAGUCUCAGGAGGACAAUCUGCGCAGCCUGACUUUGGAUACGAAAGACCUUACAAUAGAAAAAGUGGUGAUCAAUGGACAAGAAGUCAAAUAUACUCUUGGAGAAAAACAAAGUUACAAAGGAUCACCGAUGGAAAUCUCCCUUCCUAUCGCUCUGAGCAAAAAUCAAGAGGUUGUGAUAGAAAUUUCUUUUGAGACCUCUCCAAAGUCUUCUGCUCUGCAGUGGCUCACUCCUGAACAGACUUCUGGGAAGCAGCACCCCUAUCUCUUCAGUCAGUGCCAGGCCAUCCACUGCAGAGCAGUUCUUCCUUGCCAAGACACCCCUUCUGUAAAAUUGACCUACACUGCAGAGGUGUCUGUCCCUAAAGAAUUGGUGGCACUUAUGAGCGCAAUCCGCGAUGGAGAAGCACAUGACCCUGAAGACCCAAGCAGGAAAAUAUAUAGAUUCAGCCAAAAAGUUCCCAUACCUUGCUACCUGAUCGCUUUAGUUGUUGGAGCUUUAGAAAGCAGGCAAAUUGGCCCAAGAACCUUGGUGUGGUCUGAGAAAGAGCAGGUGGAAAAGUCUGCUUAUGAAUUUUCUGAGACUGAGUCUAUGCUUAAGAUUGCAGAAGACCUGGGAGGGCCAUAUGUAUGGGGGCAGUACGACCUGUUGGUUCUGCCCCCAUCCUUCCCUUACGGUGGCAUGGAGAACCCUUGCCUUACUUUCGUAACUCCUACUCUACUGGCAGGUGAUAAGUCACUCUCCAAUGUUAUCGCACACGAGAUAUCUCAUAGCUGGACAGGAAACCUAGUGACUAACAAAACUUGGGAUCACUUUUGGUUAAACGAAGGACAUACUGUGUAUUUAGAGCGCCACAUUUGUGGACGGUUAUUUGGUGAGAAGUUCAGGCAUUUCCAUGCUCUGGGAGGCUGGGGAGAACUUCAGAAUACGGUAAAUAAGUUGUUAGAGGUGUUUCUAGGAUUCUUAAAGGCUUAUGUUGAGAAAUUUUCCUACAAGAGUAUAACCACUGAGGACUGGAAGAAUUUCCUAUAUUCCCACUUUAAAGAUAAGGUUGAUGUUCUCAAUCAAGUUGAUUGGAAUGCCUGGCUCUAUUCUCCCGGCUUGCCUCCUGUCAAGCCUAAUUAUGAUAUGACUCUGACAAAUGCUUGUAUUGCCUUAAGUCAGAGAUGGAUUACUGCCAAAGAAGAGGAUUUAAGUUCCUUUAGCAUCACAGACCUGAAAGAUCUCUCUUCCCAUCAGUUGAAUGAAUUUUUAGCACAGAUGCUCCAAAAAGCACCUCUUCCAUUGGGGCACAUAAAGCGAAUGCAAGAGGUGUACAACUUCAAUGCCAUUAACAAUUCUGAAAUACGAUUCAGAUGGUUACGGCUCUGCAUUCAAUCCAAGUGGGAGGAAGCGAUUCCUUUGGCUCUAAAAAUGGCAACUGAACAAGGAAGGAUGAAAUUUACACGACCCUUAUUCAAGGAUCUUGCUGCCUUUGACAAAUCCCAUGAUCAAGCCAUCCACGUCUACCAGGAGCACAGAGCCAGUAUGCAUCCUGUGACUGCAAUGCUGGUGGGGAGAGAUUUAAAAGUGGAUUAAGGACCUGCCUAUUGCUGAUUUCAAAAUUUUCCAUUUUUAAAAUUGAAUCUAUGAAGAAAUACAAGAUUUUAGCUGUCAUUUUAAUUAAAAAUGUCUUCAGUUUUGUUUUGUUUUUUUUUUCAUUUUUCUCAGUGAUUUUGCUACCUUUUUAAAAUAGUGGUAUGUUCUUUGUAAAGUAAAUUUUACUGAACUUAAAUCUUUUGAUUUGCA